AUGCGAUGCGCGAGCAAGGCCGCCGAGAGAGCGUCCGCACGUCUCUGUGCGGACGCCGAAGCAGAAACCGCAGCCAGUAAUGUCUCAUCGGUUGCUGAAGCGACUCAGCCUGUGUCACUUGGUGAUGCAGGCGCUGGUCAUGAAGACACUCAUGUCUUCACAGAGUAUGAGCUCGGUGUCUCAUACUCUCCUGAUACGGAAGACGGAUCCGUAUCGACGGCGAUCGAAUCCAAGCCGCCUGCCAAGCGUGGCAUGGACGAUGCUUUUACGUCGCAGCAUCUUUGGUUCAUCUGA
Peronospora matthiolae is the source of this 294-nucleotide messenger RNA. The record is from the annotation of a GenBank genome assembly. NCBI's taxonomy places the organism in Eukaryota, Oomycota, Peronosporomycetes, Peronosporales, Peronosporaceae.